AUGAGUAGCAGGCCUGCGGUCAACUUCGUCGUCUUCAUCGCGACACUUUGCCUUGCUCACGAUGAGCAACUUCAAUCGACCGAAGGCCCCCUGUGCUGUCUAGACGCCCCCGAGACUUGUAGCCCAGUGUCAGCGGAUCGCACAACUAAGAUUUCCCUUCCUCUGCAUGCGACUACGGUCAAGGCGGGGUCCUACAUGGUGAUUCACUUGGGCGGGGAGACUCGGGGAGAGGAAGUGCUGAUUCGCAUCGACGGCAGGGAGUUUGUUCGGCUCCCAGGCAAGCCAGCAAUCACCAUGACCAUCCCACGUAGCUUGACAGGCGAGCAUCUCUUUCACGCUACGAGGUCAGAGCAGGAGGAGGGGGAUCCUUCAGCAGCAUGCGUCUGUGCUUGCAUCGGAGGAGCUGCCUCACCUACAGCACCUGAGAGACCCUCGCUGCUCCUGUUAGCGCCCGAGAACGGAACGAUUCUACCGCCUCCCAGUCACCUUGCAAGGAUGACGUCAGCAGGGCACGCGCUCAUGCUCUCCUUUAGCUUUGCGGGGGUUUCCCUGGGGGUCGGGGAGCAUCGAGCGCACGUGCGGGUCACGACUGCUGGCAAGGAUUCGAGCUGCUCGCUGUCCCCUCCUGGGGUCAACGAGCUCUUGCUGAGUCCUGACGAGGUCGAGUUCGACAUCCUUCAGCUCAUGCUGCAGCAAGCCUGCUUGACGGAGGGAUGGAGAAAGGUGGAGAUUGCUCUCGUGUCUUGGACAGGAGCAGUUUGCAAUCAUUCUCUUCCUCGAGCUUGGAGUUCGAAUCCUCUUCUCCUCCGCUCUGUCUGGUUUCAAAUUUCGUCAGAAGCAGCAUGGAAGGCAACGUUGAAUGACGAGCGCGUGGAGCCUAAGGAUAGUGGGGGUCAGGCAGUCGCGCGAUCAUCUUACAGGAUUCAGAUCCUCCAUCCUCAUCGCUUGUCUUGUUUCUCUGUCAGGGAAGUUCCCAGCCCUCGCCAUCAUCGCAAGAGCAGGACGAUCCCACUUGUCUCGUUGAACAGCAGCAAGGCGGUCCUAAACGCGCCAACCAUGAACUUCAUGCUUGUCCUGAGAUCCUCUCCGUGCUUGGGGGACGGCAGAUUCAGUUUGUUUCGCAUUGCUGUCAACGACUCUAUCGUAGGAGAAGUCUCCUCUAGCUGCUCGCUCGAAAUCCCUCUGCUUGUCAAAGAGGCUGGACGUUGCUCUAUCCAUAUCAGUCUGCUCGUCCUCCCGCGGUCCGCUGGGUCCUCUCAGUCGUUCGACCAAGCGGCAGCCGAGCUCGUAGCUGAUGCGAGGACGGAGGUUGAGAUGGUAAGUGGGGUGGGGAAGGCGGCGGAUGGGAGCGGAAUGAGUGGGAUUGUGGGAGGGAACCAACGCCGAGGUUCUCUCUACAGCAGCUGGGAUGGUCUGAAGACUAUGGCCGCACUCGCUGAAGUUCGCAUCACUCAUCCUGUCCAUGGCUCCACCUUCGCUCUGCCCUGCAGACCGGGUGAGGUUGAGCAUGGAGGACUGACGGCUGUCGCUGAGCUCCACAACGUGGCUAUGGGCAGCGGGGCCCUGCAUGCUGUUGUGAGACUUGACGGCCGAUUGGUGAGGGAGGGAGAGGAGGCAGACGCUCGUCGCAUGCGAUGGUGGAGCACAAGGGUCGUCGUGACCCUCCCGUGGCGCAUGCUCGGGAUCGGCUCCCACUACCUCAGCGUGAGUCUGGUGGACGAGGAAGGGGUUGAGGCGCCUGCUGCUCCUCCUGCGAUCGUUGGCUUCCGAGUCGAUGCGGUCCGUUGGAGUCGAGAGGAGGGAGAGCUGGAGGUCUGCAAGAGGAGGGCGGGAGAGGAGGGAGAGGCAGAGCGGCAGGAGGGGCGAGUCUACCAGCAGAGGCAACUUGGGACUCUCGAGGAACAGUUGGAGGAGUAUGUUCGUGUGCAUGAUGGAAUCAUGAAGCUGGUCCUGGAGGGCAAGGCAGAGACAAGCUCGUAUGCGAGGAUCCUCGUCUACACUCCUCCUGACUAUGGCUGGGGCAACCGGAUGCUCGAUUUGGCUGCUUGCCUCCUGCUCGCCAUGGUCACUGACCGCGCCCUAGUAGUGAACUGGACUCGUCCCUUUCCCCUUAGCCACUUCAUCGGAAACGGGCUCCGAGAGGAGAAAGGAGCUGCUCGAUGGGGGAGAGGGAGAGAAAUUCGGUCCCUCGUCCCUAGAGCGAACGUCCUCGUGGACCUUGCGGUGGAGGAGAACCUGCAGCGUCUGCUGGUGAGCGGCAUACACCAGCCAGAGCGAGUCUUGUCCCAUGCUGACGGGCCAUCGUUGCAGAGCUGGGCAGAGGAGGAGGAGGACGCGGUUGUCAUGCCGGACCUGUCUCGCUGUCUGCACCAGAAGAAGCUGAGCGCAGCUUGUGAGGAGGGACUGGACACCAACAGCAGGGUUCUCUCCCUGUACUUCUCCUGCUCGUCGUGGGAGCUGCUGACGGCAUUGCGGUCUUGCAGUCGUUUCGGCCUCAGAUCUCUCCCUCGCAUCAUCUACCGUCACUCAAGGCUCAGCAGAAGUCACGUAAAUGUGGAGAGUGAGGACGAGGAGGAGAGUUGGAUGAGAGGGACUCGGGACUCGAGGAGCAGCGCAAGGGCGACGGCGAGGGAGGGAGGGAGACAGAGAGAGCGAGAAGAAGAGGAGGGGAUGGGUUUGGGGGGAAGGGAAUCUCUCGAUGAGAUUCUCAGCCCGGCAAGGGGUAUCAAGACUUGGCCAUGCAGCUCUCUCAGCUAUCUGGGAGCGCAUGCCCGCCUCUCCGGCGACUGGGACCCAAGUGGUGAGUGGGGAGGAGGAGGACAGGGAGGAGCUGAGUAG
Guillardia theta CCMP2712 is the source of this 2838-nucleotide messenger RNA. RefSeq lists its product as hypothetical. Lineage: Eukaryota; Cryptophyceae; Pyrenomonadales; Geminigeraceae. The record is from RefSeq and is a predicted model, not a curated record. Bases 1 to 2838 code for a protein of 945 amino acids. The transcript is spliced from 3 exons.